Molecule: messenger RNA, 2811 nt
Organism: Puma concolor (puma)
Lineage: Eukaryota; Metazoa; Chordata; Mammalia; Carnivora; Felidae
Source: RefSeq, a predicted model, not a curated record
AUGUCUCUGAUAGUUGGUGUGGAUGACUACAGCUCAGAGUCUGAUGUGAUUAUUAUACCUUCAGCCCUGGACUUUGUCUCACAAGAUGAAAUGUUGACGCCACUGGGGAGACUGGACAAGUAUGCUGCAAGUGAGAACGUAUUUAACAGACAAAUGGUGGCCCGGAGUUUGCUGGACACGUUGAGGGAAGUCUGUGAUGAUGAAAGAGAUUGCAUUGCUGUUUUGGAAAGAAUUAGCAGAUUAGCUGACGAUUCAGAGCCAACUGUGAGAGCAGAGCUGAUGGAACAGGUGCCUCACAUUGCAUUGUUUUGUCAAGAAAACCGGCCUUCAAUCCCAUAUGCUUUUUCCAAAUACUUACUACCUAUUGUGGUUAGAUAUCUCGCAGAUCAGAAUAAUCAGGUAAGAAAAACAAGUCAGGCAGCUUUGCUGGCUCUGCUGGAGCAGGAGUUAAUUGAGCGAUUUGAUGUGGAGACCAAAGUGUGCCCUGUCCUCAUAGAGCUCACUGCCCCAGAUAGCAACGAUGAUGUGAAAACAGAAGCUGUGGCUAUAAUGUGCAAAAUGGCUCCCAUGGUUGGGAAGGACAUUACAGAGCGUCUUAUCCUCCCUAGGUUUUGUGAGAUGUGCUGUGAUUGCAGAAUGUUUCAUGUUCGAAAGGUCUGUGCUGCCAAUUUUGGAGAUAUUUGCAGCGUGGUUGGCCAGCAAGCUACUGAGGAGAUGUUGCUGCCCAGGUUUUUCCAGCUUUGUUCUGACAAUGUGUGGGGAGUCCGGAAGGCUUGUGCUGAAUGCUUCAUGGCGGUUUCCUGCGCAACAUGUCAAGAGAUCCGGCGGACUAAAUUGUCAGCACUGUUUAUUAAUUUGAUCAGUGAUCCUUCACGUUGGGUUCGCCAAGCAGCUUUUCAGUCUUUGGGACCUUUCAUAUCUACUUUUGCUAAUCCGUCUAGCUCAGGCCAGUAUUUUAAAGAAGAAAGCAAAAGCUCAGAAGAUACAUCAGUAGAAGACAAAAAUAGGAUCAGAGAUCAAGAAGUCCCAGAGGAUGUACAAAUCAGGCCAGAGGAUGUUUCUUCAGAUCCCAGUAUUAGUAAUUCCAGUGUCAAACUGGAAAACAUGGUGGAAGAACAUGCUGAAACAUCUAGGAAAUCUCCAGGUGAAAUAAGUGUUCCAAUGGACAGCUCUUUACUUUGUACUUUGUCCUCAGAAUCUCAUCAGGAAGCAGCUAGUAAUGAGAAUGAUAAAAAGCCCGCUAACUGCAAAUCUACAUUACGGCCAGAGGGUGGCACCAGCUCACCAGAUUCAGCUCUCUUAGAUCAGGAAUUGUACAACUCCUUCCAUUUCUGGAGGACUCCUCUUCCUGAAAUAGAUCUAGAUAUAGAGCUUGAGCAGGGCUCUGGGAAUAUACUCAGCCCAGAGAGACCAGAAGAAACACCUGAAGUCACCAUACCAGGUUCUUCAAAUAUCACUAUGGCCACCAGAAAGGAACUUGAAGAAAUGAUAGAAAAUCUAGAGCCGCAUAUUGAUGAUCCAGACGUUAAAGCGCAAGUGGACGUGCUGUCCGCCGCGCUGCGCGCUUCCAGCCUGGACGCCCGUGAGGAGGCCAGCGACGCCGAGAAGAGGAGUGACGGGCAGGACGCGCUGGGUGCGAAUGAGCUGCCAAACUGUAAAACAACUCACGACGCCUCCGUGCCUUUAAUCAGCGAUGCCGUUGAGAAUAUGGACUCUGCCCUUCGCUAUAUUCAUAACGACUCGGACUUGAGCACCAACAGCAGUUUUAGCCCUGAUGAGGAGAGGAGAUCUAAAGUACAGGAUGUUGUGCCUCAGGCUCUGUUAGAUCAGUAUUUAUCUAUGACGGACCCCUCUCGUGCCCAGACGGUCGACACAGAGAUUGCUAAGCACUGUGCAUACAGCCUUCCUGGCGUGGCCCUGACGCUCGGCAGGCAGAACUGGCACUGCCUGAGAGAGACCUAUGAGACACUGGCGUCAGACAUGCAGUGGAAGGUUCGUAGGACAUUAGCCUUCUCCAUCCAUGAGCUGGCAGUUAUUCUCGGAGAUCAGCUGACGGCUGCAGAUCUGGUUCCGAUCUUCAAUGGAUUUUUGAAAGACCUCGACGAAGUCAGGAUAGGUGUCCUUAAACAUUUGCAUGAUUUUCUGAAGCUUCUUCAUAUUGACAAAAGAAGAGAAUAUCUUUAUCAACUUCAGGAGUUUUUGGUGACAGAUAAUAGUAGAAAUUGGCGCUUUCGAGCUGAAUUGGCUGAACAGCUGAUUUUACUUCUAGAAUUAUAUAGUCCCAGAGAUGUUUAUGACUAUUUACGUCCCAUUGCUCUGAAUCUAUGUGCAGAUAAAGUUUCUUCUGUUCGUUGGAUUUCCUACAAGUUGGUCAGUGAGAUGGUGAAGAAGCUGCACGUGGCCACGCCACCCACGUUUGGAGUGGACCUCAUCAAUGAGCUUGUAGAAAACUUCGGUAGAUGUCCCAAGUGGUCUGGUCGGCAAGCCUUUGUCUUUGUCUGCCAGACUGUCAUUGAGGAUGAUUGCCUUCCCAUGGACCAGUUCGCUGUGCAUCUGAUGCCACAUUUGCUAACCUUGGCAAAUGAUAGGGUUCCAAACGUUCGAGUGCUACUUGCAAAGACAUUAAGACAGACCCUCCUAGAGAAAGAAUAUUUCUUAACCUCUGCCAGCUGUCAUCAGGAGGCCGUAGAACAAACCAUCAUGGCUCUUCAGAUGGAUCGUGACAGUGACGUCAAGUAUUUCGCAAGCAUCCAUCCCGCCAGCACCAAAAUCUCUGAAGAUGCCAUGAGCACCGCUUCCUCAACCUACUAG